UUUCACGGUCCUCGUUGAAAUGGAGCUGGCAUAAAGGCCAAUUUUGCAGAUAAUGUAUAUCAAGAAGUUGAAGCUAACGUUGAUACUGAUUCAGUUUAUGACUAAUCUGAUGUAAUCUUAAAGAUUAGACCUCCUGAAAAUACAAAAGCAUUGAA
Paramecium octaurelia is the source of this 155-nucleotide messenger RNA. Lineage: Eukaryota; Ciliophora; Oligohymenophorea; Peniculida; Parameciidae. The record is from the annotation of a GenBank genome assembly.